GCCUUGCUUUUUGAAUUGAGCUCUAACAGCAGGCUGACAACUUCUCUGCUCUACCAUGAACUAAUUAGCUGUCAACAAACUAAAGCAGCUGCAUUUCGACAACUAUUUCCUCACCUAAAGGGCAACAUGCACAGAUAACAGACUUCAGAUUUAACGGAGAGACGUUACAGAUUUUUUGAAGAGUCGUUUUGGACCGAAGAGGAAUUCCCAGGAGUUGUAUUGUUGACUUACUAGCUCGGUAGCUAGCUAAGUUAGCUCGAUAGCUUAUUGAAUUGAACUGGUUCAGCCAGUUUAGCCCCUAUUUUUUCUUAUUUUUAUUUUUCUCUAAGGUAGCAGUCACCGAAACAGUUGUUUGGACAGUUUAGUGCCUCCUGAAGUUCCUGCCAUGGCUGACAGCAGCAUACUGACUUUAGGGACGGCUCGAAGUCUGCUGGUGGAUUCUUCUGUCUAUGAUUCAAGGAUCGCCGAAACCACGAAGGACCAUGUAUUUCUGGGCCUGGCAUGUGAAGAUGAGGAAGAUAUGCUGCCAAAAGUGGAGACGAGGGUUGUUCUGGUGGGAGAAGCGGGCAGAAAUGGAGCGCUGGUCAAAGCACUGCAGGCCAUCAGAGUAAUGGAGGUACCGGUGGUAAAGAUAAGAGAAGGCGAGGCGGGUGCCGAGGAGAAAAUUAUGAUAAAAUCUAUAGUCAAUAUGGACAUCAACACGCCGUGCAUAAUCACAGACAACGUACAGGAGUUUGGAGACGGAGAGAACACUGAUUUCGAGACGGUGUUCGUCCUCACAGACUUUGAUUCUCCCGACUACAGCUACCUCUACAAACGCGACAACCGCAUUAUUGGGCCUCCCGUUGUGCUGCACUGUGCUGCGAAGGAGGAACCUCUACAGUUCUCAUGCCGUCCUCUCUACUGCACCACAAUGCUUAACCUGUCGCUGUGUUUCACCGGCUUCAGGAACAAAGAGGAAAUGAAGAACUUGGUGAAUCUGGUUCAUCACAUGGGUGGGACCAUCCGGAAAGACUUCAGCACCAAGGUUACUCAUCUCAUCGCCUACUCUACUCAUGGAGAGAAAUACAGGCUGGCAGUGUGCAUGGGGACGCCCAUCCUCACUCCAUCAUGGAUUCACAAGGCCUGGGAGAGAAGAGACGAUGUGUGCUUCCAUGCAGGAGAAGAGGAGUUUCGAACAGAGUUCAAAGUGCCUCCAUUCCAGGACUGCAUCCUGAGUUUUUUGGGUUUCUCAGCUGAAGAGAAGGCCAACAUGGAGGAGAGGACUCUCAAACAUGGUGGCAGUUAUCUUGAGGUUGGAAAUGAGAGGUGUACACACAUGGUGAUAGAGGAAAACUCAGUAAAGGAGCUACCAUUUUCUCCCUCCAAGAAACUCUUUGCAGUCAAACAGGAGUGGUUCUGGGGAAGCAUUCAGAUGGACGCUCGGGCUGGAGAGUCUAUGUACCUCUACGAGAAGAAUGACAGCCCAGCCAUGAAGAAGGCGGUGUCCCUCCUGUCACUCACCACCCCCAACAGUAACCGCAAGCGUCGGCGUCUGAGGGACACGCUCGCUCAGCUCACCAAGGAGACGGAGAUCUCCCCAUUCCCUCCGCCACGCAAGAGGCCAUCGGCAGAGCACAACCUGUCCAUAGGUUCGCUGCUGGACAUCUCUAACACCCCUGAGACGUGCAAGGCCUUGGCAGAAGACAGAGUAGGGAACAGUUCAGAGAGCAAAGGAGGCGAUACUGUGACCAGGAAUAGGAUAAGAAGAAGGAAAACCAGGGAAAGGAGGAUUAGGACAGACAGGGAAGAGAGGAGGAAAAGGUCCUACCAGAGUACAAAUCCCUUUCAGCAACCAGAGGAGGAGCAGCAGCCAGGAACUUCUGCAGAGAGUUCGAAGCCAUCCAAAAGUUCGACUCCGGUUCUGUCCAAGCAGUCAGCCAGGUGGCAGGUCUCCAAGGAGCUCUACCAGACUGAGAGCAACUAUGUAGACAUUUUAAGCACCAUCCUACAGCUUUUCAAGCUUCCAUUGGAAAAAGAGGGGCAGGUGGGCGGACCCAUCCUAGCCCAGGAAGAAAUGAAAACGAUAUUUGGCAGCAUCCCAGACAUCUACGAAGUCCACACCAGAAUAAAGAGUGACCUUGAAGAUCUCCUUUCAGACUGGUCAGAGGAUAAGAGUGUAGGAGACAUCAUACUCAAAUAUUCUAAAGAGCUGGUGAAGGCCUACCCACCCUUUGUCAACUUCUUUGAAAUGAGCAAGGAAACUAUUGUUCGGUGUGAGAAACAAAAGCCACGCUUCCAUGCUUUUCUCAAGAUCAACCAGGCCAAGCCAGAGUGCGGCAGGCAGACGCUGGUGGAGCUGCUAAUCCGACCUGUACAGAGAUUGCCUAGUGUGGCCCUUCUUCUAAACGACAUAAAGAAGCAUACGUCAGAUGACAACCCAGACAAGAUAAAACUGGAGAAAGCUAUUGAGUCUCUGAAAGAGGUUAUGACUCACAUCAACGAGGACAAGAGGAAGACCGAGGGCCAGAAGCAGAUCUUUGAUGUUGUUUAUGAAGUUGAUGGCUGUCCUGCCAACUUGCUGUCCUCCCAUCGCAGCCUGGUUUACAGAGUAGAAACUAUUGCCCUGGGAGACCAGCCAUGUGAUCGCGGAGAACAUGUCACACUCUUCCUCUUCAAUGACUGCCUUGAGAUUGCAAGGAAGCGACACAAGGUGAUCAAUACAUUUAAGAGUCCACUUGGACAGACGAGACCCCCGCCCCCGCUCAAACACAUCGCACUGAUGCCGCUGUCCCAGAUUCGAAGAGUGCUGGACCUGCAGGACUCAGAGGAAUGUGCGAACGCAUUUGCCUUGGUGGUUCGCCCCCCAACUGAACAGGAGAACUUGUUGUUCAGCUUCCAACUGGUGGGAGAGGAAACAGUUAAAAGCACCUGGCUACGAUCACUUUGCCGCCACGUCGCCAACACCAUCUGCAGGGCUGAUGCGGAGGACCUGAUUCAGUGUACAGACCCGGACUCACUGCAGGUCAGCACCAAGGAUAUGGACAGCACCCUGAGCAAAGCCUCCAGGGCCAUCAAGAAGACUUCUAAAAAGGUGACGAGGGCUUUUUCUUUCACCAAGACCCCGAAGCGCGUGAUCCAGAGGGCGUUCAUGGCCAGCGGUACUCCGGAUGAGAAGAGCCAGAGGCUGAGUUGUGAGAACCGCAUCGGCAGCAGCUCCACGUUGGCUAUGUCUCGCUCUGCCUCCACGUUCAGUUUGAGUGAUUCUGCCAAGUGCAGUGCCGUGGUGCAGCGGUCUAACUCUCUGGACCAUCCUCCUGUCAGAGCCAGGGUCCCUGUCUGUGCACACCAUUCCCCAUCCAUGGUCAAUCUGCCUUCCAUGUUUGAGAGGAAGUACCACACAUUCAGUCGCUCGACCACCCACCUCUUCUGAGACACUGCUGCUUGGGAGGACCCACUGAGUUGACCCAUCUUUCCACCUCUUUUGCCUCGGCUGCCGCUAACAGCAAGAUCUGACCCAAAAGGUGAAUGUGUAUAAAGUUGAAGCUACCUAUGGCAAACUAGUAUUUGUCCAUACUGGAGCUCUGCACAGACUUUCCAAACCCAGAAGAAAUGGAAUUUUGACACAUUUUGAAACGAAGCACUGUAGUUAAGGACAUACUUCAAUCUGAUAUGUGGCAGUACCAGAAUUGUCCAGCUACUCUUCGACUGCUUACUAGCUGUCACUUGGGCCAAGUUGGUUUAAAACAAUAAACCAAUUGUUCAUCAACCUGAUGCCUACCAUGUGAUCUAUUCAGCUCAAAUGUCUGUGUUGCUGACAACUUGCAAGAAACAUAUAAUACCUAUAAUAACUGGAACGGUACUGCGCCAUGCUAGGGGCUACAGGUGUGUGAUUACCACUGGUUCUGGUGAGGUUUGCCUUACCCUUAAAAAAAAAAAAAUGAAGGAUGCUCUGCUUUUUGUCUGCAAUUGUUAAUGGAUUAUCUUGACAUAAUAGUUGUUGGUUUUUUUUGUUAACAUACUUUACCACACUUGUUACUUUUUGUGUUUAUAUAUUGCCCAUUCAGUUUCCUGGUUGGUUCCUGUUGUUGGUAUUGUUCAGUGAAGUGUAACACUAAUUUUAGACCAAGUUAACAUCAUGUCUGUACUCUGGUUAAAAUGGGGACUUCAUGCUGUCCCCAAAUGUCCCAGGAUGCCAGUUUUAUUUCUAAUUUUAGAUGUUGAGGUAUUUCUAUUUAACAAAUGCAGGUUGUUAAGAUGUUUGUGUGUUUUAUGUACUAGUUAAAGUUACCAGGUUGACCUCUUGACCCUUUCUGUGUUGUGGCUUUUUUUUUUUUUUUUUUUUUUUAACUCUGUGAGAGAUCCUUUUAUAUUAACUGACAUUUAAUAUUUUAUUGUAGUGGAGUACACUUAAUUUCACCUGAUUAUAAAAAUAAUAUUACUUAUAAUUAAACCACGUUCAAAAUGUAAACUUGUGAUAGCUUCCAGCUUUUAUAAAGCUUCUAUUUUAACAUUUAAGAGAUUCGGUUGAGAAGAAUAAAACCCUGAUGCUCUUCUUCCCUGUCCACAUUUUAAAAUCUCUUUUUACUGUCUGUGUGUAUGUUUAAGAAGGGAUGCUGCAUCAGUGUACAUAUUUAUCCUUGAUGAACACAUUUUAUACAUGUUUUCAUUUUUCUCUUGCUAUUUAUAUUUUCUCCACUAUUCUGUCACUUCUCUAAUGCUGUUUUCGUUGAGUUUAAAUCGCCUCCUGUUGUUUCAUCUCUGUAUUAAAUGCACUUAAACAUGUA
Messenger RNA from Dicentrarchus labrax (European seabass), 4766 nucleotides. RefSeq names its product epithelial cell transforming 2 (gene ect2). The transcript has 27 exons. Gene Ontology annotation, molecular function: GTPase activator activity; guanyl-nucleotide exchange factor activity. Gene Ontology annotation, cellular component: cell cortex; nucleus. Bases 386 to 3412 code for a protein of 1008 amino acids. The record is from RefSeq and is a predicted model, not a curated record. Lineage: Eukaryota; Metazoa; Chordata; Actinopteri; Moronidae. Gene Ontology annotation, biological process: regulation of cytokinesis, actomyosin contractile ring assembly; activation of GTPase activity; mitotic cytokinesis.